Molecule: messenger RNA, 1488 nt
Organism: Pneumocystis jirovecii RU7
Lineage: Eukaryota; Fungi; Ascomycota; Pneumocystomycetes; Pneumocystales; Pneumocystaceae
Exons: 8
Coding region: 1-1488 (495 amino acids)
Biological process (GO): microtubule-based movement; microtubule cytoskeleton organization
Cellular component (GO): centrosome; cytoplasmic dynein complex
Molecular function (GO): dynein heavy chain binding
Source: RefSeq, a predicted model, not a curated record
AUGGAUAAGGCUUUUUAUGCUCAAAAUGCAGUAUCAGAAGUGUUAGAAGGAGUAGAUGGAACUUCUACUUCUUCCAAUUUAUGGCUAAAUCUUUUGAAUUCUGUUUCUUCUGUAAAAAAAACACCUUUAAAGCAUAUUGUUUUGCUUGGAGGGGAGAAUAAGGGUGCAACUGAGUGGAUUUCUUCUUUAAAGCGAGCAGCUGGAUCGUAUAAUGGACAGGAUUCGUUUACACGAGAUAAGGAGCAAAUAGUACCGCCAACGUAUCUUAUGGAUUAUACGUAUAUUGAGCUUGUGGAUCCGGAUCAUGGGGAGAUAUUAGCUGUUAUCGAAGUGUAUUUGAUUUCAGAACUUCAUUUGGUAUCCGAAGCGAUACUUUCUGAGCUUUUUACGCCAGAGUUUGUUGAAAAUUGUAUUGUUUGUAUUUUGCUUGAUUGGACGAGUCCUUGGCAAUGGUUGCAUGAAAUAUCAGCUUGGAUACAGCUAUUAAAGAAAGUUAUUGGGAACUUUAAAUCAAAUUCAGAAUUGUAUGAUCAAAUUGUUUUCAAAUUGACGGAAACAUGCAAGUAUAUGAGGCUUAUGAAUUUAUUCCAUAAUCCCGAUUGUAAUGAUCAAAUAACCAUUCCUUUGGAAUCGGGUCAAUAUGAUGAACCUUUAGGGCUACCAUUGAUAUGUGUUUGUAAUCACUCGGAAUAUAUGGCUACGAUUGAAAAGGAUGAACUUUUGAAAGACGAACAUUUCGAUUUUAUCCAACAAUUCCUUAGAACGAUACUUAUGAAACAUGGCGGUGCGCUUUGUUAUACGUCUGAUUUAUAUCCACAUACGCUAAAUAAUUUAUUGUAUACUAUUCUUGAUAGUUUUUUUCUUUCUCCCCAGAUAUAUAUGGACAUAAGUUCUCCGCCUAAAGCAAAUGUAAUUGAUAGAGACCAGAUAUUUGUACCUGCAGGUUGGGAUUCAUGGGGGAAGAUUCGUAUUAUCCAAGAUGGAUUUGAUGUGGAAGGGGUGGCUGAAGGAUGGCGUUUGGAUUUGAAUUCGGAUGUGAAUAAAACAAAGCUCGGUGCCAUACAAAUCUACGAAGAAGUGAUAUCGGAUUAUAGAAAAAAUAAUUCUUUCGAUUCUUCAGAGACGGAAAACCUAGUAACAGCAUUGCCUUUGCAAGAAUUCCUUUUAAAUCAAUUGAAUAUGACUGAAACAAAAACUCAGACACAAGAAAGUCCGACAAAGAGUAAGAAAAAUAUUACAGAUACACAAGUGCCUCCGGCUCAAUUAAAUUUGUGUGGUAUGAAGUUAGAUACCGAUGAAGUGGUUGAAAAACUUCAAAAAUUGAGAGAUAUGCGUUCUGAAAGCAGUUCGCCCAUGCUGACUCCAGACAAGUCCAGUGAUACUCUCUCAAGAACAAUAUCACCCUCACUUGCUAAAGACCAGAGUCAAAACGAAGCACUUGCUAAUUUUUUCCAAAGUCUGCUUAACCGUAAGAAAGAAACCACGUAA